Molecule: messenger RNA, 2201 nt
Organism: Cylas formicarius (sweet potato weevil)
Lineage: Eukaryota; Metazoa; Arthropoda; Insecta; Coleoptera; Brentidae
Gene: Pgm1
Product: phosphoglucomutase
Exons: 10
Coding region: 297-1994 (565 amino acids)
Biological process (GO): carbohydrate metabolic process
Cellular component (GO): cytosol
Molecular function (GO): magnesium ion binding; phosphoglucomutase activity
Source: RefSeq, a predicted model, not a curated record
CCUUCCAUGUCAUUGAGAAGUUUGAAACGGGUACCGAUUUUUGUCGUAUUCUUUAAGAAAUUUAUAGAAAUUACCCAUCUGAUAAGAGGCUAGUUGCGCGACGUAAGCGAGCGGGACGGUCGCAAGACGCAGAUUACACCGUCCUGUGAUAAAUUUCUUCACUGCGAAAUAUAACCUUCAAAUCGUACACUGUCCGUGUUUUUUCGAAAUUUAUCUUCAAAGUGCGGGAUUAGUUGACUUCAAUUUAUAUCAAUUUAUCUCUUAAUCGUCGCCGAAAGUCAGCUGGUUGUAGCGGGAUGGCGGCCCUACAGUCGGUAGUCGUCGAGACGACCCCGUUCGACGAUCAAAAGCCGGGCACCAGCGGUUUGCGAAAAAAAGUAAAAGUGUUUAUGGAAAAAAAUUAUACGGAGAACUUUAUCCAGUGCAUUCUCGAUGCUCUGGGAGAUAAAGUUAAGGGCGCUACCUUGGUAGUUGGAGGAGAUGGUCGCUACUUUUCCAAACCCGCGAUUAAUACCAUCAUAAGAAUUGCUUCUGCCAAUGAGGUCAGCAAAUUGAUAAUCGGACAUUUGGGAAUAUAUUCGACGCCCGCGGUGUCGGCGAUCAUUAGGCAACAAAAAGUUUUAGGUGGUAUCGUGCUAACAGCGUCCCACAACCCCGGCGGUAUUCGACAUGACUUCGGGAUCAAGUAUAACAUCGAGAACGGGGGUCCCGCCCCCGACUACAUCACCGAUAGGAUCUACGACUUGACCAGAAAAAUAAAACAGUACAAAAUUACGCCCGCACUGGAAACUGAUCGGAUUAUCGAUGUUUUGGGAACUAGUAAAUUUAACGUUGAGGGCAGAGACUUCACAGUAGAAAUAAUCGAUUCAACCAAGAACUACGUGAACCUCAUGAAGGAGAUUUUUGACUUCAACAAGCUCAGAGCGCUGAUCCGCGGUACCGAGUCGACGCCCCCGUUCAACAUCCUCCUCGAUUCAAUGAAUGGCGUGACCGGGGUCUACGUCCGCGCCAUUUUUGUUGACGAGUUGGGCGCUUCGCCCGACAACAACGUCUGCCGGAUCGUCCCCUUGGACAACUUCGGCGAGAUCCAUCCGGAUCCUAACCUGACCUACGCUAAGGAUUUGGUCGACAAGCUCCAAGCAGACAACAAUUACGACUUCGGGGCCGCGUUCGACGGCGACGGGGACCGCAACAUGAUCCUCGGCAAGAACGCAUUCUUCGUCACCCCGAGCGACAGUUUGGCAGUGCUAGCCAACAACCUGGAGUGUAUACCGUACUUUAAGAAGCACGGUAUACACGGCUUCGCUAGGUCCAUGCCCACAGCUGCUGCAGUCGACAGGGUGGCCGCUAAACUCGGUAAAGAAAUAUUCGAGGUGCCGACCGGUUGGAAGUAUUUCGGAAACCUGAUGGACGCGGGACGGCUGUCCCUGUGCGGCGAAGAAAGCUUCGGUACGGGGUCCGACCAUAUCCGCGAAAAGGACGGUAUAUGGGCGGUGCUCGCGUGGCUCUCGGUCAUCGAACACAAACGCAUGAGCGUCGAGGAAAUACUCAAGGAGCAUUGGAAAAUUUACGGUCGAAACUACUUCACGCGGUACGAUUACGAGGAGUGCGAGACGCAACCGGCCAACGAGAUGAUGAAACAGUUGGAGGGGUUGAUUGCGAGCGGUACCCUCGUCGGUAAGAGCUACUCGGCCGGUAACAAAACGUACAAGGUCGAGAAGGCGGACAACUUCUCCUACGUCGACCCGAUCGACAAUUCCGUCGCCAAGAAUCAAGGUAUAAGGAUACUGUUCGAGGACGGUUCCAGGUUGAUUUAUAGGUUGUCGGGCACAGGUAGCAGCGGCGCCACGGUUAGGGUUUACAUCGAAUGCUACGAGAAGGAGAACGUGUUAUCCGACGCUCAGGUUAUGUUGAAGCCGUUGGUCGACAUCGGCUUGCAAAUAUCCCAGCUGAAGAAGUUUACGGGGCGGGAGGAACCGACCGUCAUCACAUAAGACGAUUGUGGGCGGUACCAGAACGUAACUUUCGCCGUUCCAGCUUCCGAAUAAUUUUCCUACGUGGUUCUUUCAUUUGCCGGUUAUUUAAUAUAUUUAUUGCGACGUUUUAAGCAAAAAAGAAAAGUGUUGUUGUUUAUUUCCGAAUAUGUUAAACGUUUUAUUGUUUCCUUUUUUUUUGGAAAUAAAGUUCAUUUUCUUUUAGAA